AUGAUUUUAGGAUAGAAGUUCAUAGAGUAGCUAUUAUAGGAUCACAAUAAAAAUAGGAAUACAACUUAAAAGUAUUUAAAUGAUGGCGAUUCCUCAGAUUUUAAAUUCAAAAAGGGCAUAGUUUAACUGAAGAAAAUGUAAGCCAUAAUAAUCACUUUAGGCUCAAAGAUUAAAGAAUGGAUAUCAAUAAGAGAAACAUUUAUCUUAUUAUGUUUUUUUUUGUUAUUAUAUAGAACAAUGAAGUUAUUUAAACCUUGGAUUUUUUUAAUUUUGAAAAAUAGAAAGUAGAAUAUCAGCUUAGCCUUCAUUCCUUAGCAACCUUUCAACCGAGUUUAACCAUAAUUGGAUUUAAAAAAGAAAAGAGAUACAUACUUACUUAGUGGUCUUGGUCAAAACCAAACUAAUCAUUUUAAGUAAAUUUCGUUUAUUUAGAAAUAUAAGAAUGA
Messenger RNA from Paramecium primaurelia, 446 nucleotides. NCBI's taxonomy places the organism in Eukaryota, Ciliophora, Oligohymenophorea, Peniculida, Parameciidae. The record is from the annotation of a GenBank genome assembly.